Messenger RNA from Penicillium longicatenatum, 5205 nucleotides. RefSeq names its product putative nuclear migration protein (ApsA). The transcript has 2 exons. Gene Ontology annotation, cellular component: mitochondrion; cell cortex. Gene Ontology annotation, biological process: microtubule cytoskeleton organization; establishment of mitochondrion localization; dynein-driven meiotic oscillatory nuclear movement. Lineage: Eukaryota; Fungi; Ascomycota; Eurotiomycetes; Eurotiales; Aspergillaceae. Gene Ontology annotation, molecular function: phospholipid binding; tubulin binding. The coding region runs from base 1 to 5205 and encodes 1734 amino acids. The record is from RefSeq and is a predicted model, not a curated record.
AUGACCGCACACGACGCGGGAGCUGACAGCUCCUUUACCUCAAUGAUGGAGGACCCGUUCGUUUCGAAUAGCGCAAGGGAAUUCGCCUCCCCUCCCGAUUCUCACCAAUUUUCGUCGUUUGAUACCCAAUUAUUCAACAUCAAUGCCUCUUCACCAGCCCAGGCCAAACGGGCCCUAGCCGCCCGGCUAGCGGAAACUGAACGUCAACUUGAGGAGACAUCCAAAGUGGGAACUGCCCUCAUCGAGCAGCAGCGACAACUGGAGGAGUAUCUGAAAAAUUUGGAGCAGCAGAAGGAUGAAAGUGAGAUGUCAUCGGAAUUGCGCCAAAAGCUUGCCGACUUGGAGCGAGAUUAUGCCGAGAUUGAGCGGGAUACGACGCGCGCAAUCUUGGCCCCGAAGCGACUGGCUGGAGGCUCGGAUGAGGGUCACUUGGGCACCCCGGGAUUUGAAGUAAAGUCUCCCAUCAGCCCCGCCCUAUUCGCCGGCCAGGCGACCAACUCUCCCAGCAAAGUCGGCGUUCCAUCCCGCAAGCAACGAAAUCAGCCAUCGGGCCGUGUCCACGACAUUGAAUUUGCGACAGAAAUUUCCACAUCCUUGUUGGGACAAGUGCGCCAAUUGCAGGGGCUUCUUGCCGAGCGAGAUGAGUCAAUCAAGACCAUUAAUUUGGAAAAAUCGCGCCUGGAACUGGAAGCAGAAGGGUAUUCGCAGCGGAUCCGAGCCUUGGAUGACAGCGAACAGCGUUACAAGGACGAGAAUUGGGCCCUGGAGACGCAGACUCAUGAAUUGAUGGCAUCCAUGAAAGAAUCGGCGGAACGUGAGAAAAGACUUACCAGCAGCUUGAGCGCUUCGAAUGCGGAGAAGACUGCCGUCGAGCGAGAACUGGAGGAGCUGCGACAAACGAAUUCGAAGCUGUUAGAGGAACAGGACAUGAUUCAGAAAGCCAAUGACUCGGAAAUCCACCUAUUGCGACGCAACCUGAAUGCUGGCGAUUUGGAGAAAUCUGCUCUCCACAAGAAAUUGGAGGAGUUGACCUCGCAAAACCAAGAAUUGGCGAAGGCUGUUGCUAUGCGCAUUCGGCAACAUGAGUCGCAAGGUAGCCGAGAUCUUCACGAUGACAACAACGAUGAUGAGCCUGAACAGACGACUCCUGACAAUUCUCCGCCUCCCUCUCCUAACAAAUUCACACCCCGACACGGCCAUCUUGAGUCUGAAACCUUGAAGAGUUCAUUGGGCCAUGCUCACCGCAUGAUCCAGAACCUGAAGAGCACGAUCCAUCGGGAGAAGACAGAGAAAAUUGAGCUCAAGCGUAUGUUGCAAGAGGCCCGAGAUGAGGUUGAGCAGCGUCGCCGUGAGACUGCAGCUCCCAACGGAGGGCCUAACAAACGUCUGAAGAAAAAGGAAGACUCCUUCCGCAAGCCGGCUCGUCCAGAUCUCUUGGGUGCUGGCCGUAAGGAAAAGUCACACGUUGAGCUCCACGAGCUCCACGAUACGGACUGGGAAGACAAUGCUAGUCAAAUCAGCCCAACUCGCUUCACCAUGGGUGCACCGGUUCGCAGUCGUCCUGGUCGUGAAUCCCCUGAUGAGCCUAGUGAUGUGUACCAGACCGCCACAGAAGCCGAGGAUGGCUUCGAAACGGCUAAUGAGCGAGCAACCACAACCGAAAGCGAAGCAUUCCAGACGGGUGUGGAGAGCAUGGCGGAUGACAGCAGCGACUCAGCAGACUUGACCGAGACUGAAAACAAUGUCCAGACUACCCCACGCCAGCGUGUUUCUUCGUCUUUGGUAAUGGCCAAGGCUCGUGAUCGCACUUCGUAUCAUAGUUCGGCUUCCACGUCAGACGAUGACGAUGACCAAGAGGGAGGAUACCCUUCUCCCAGCCAGGCUCACAUUUCUCGUCCCCGAGUCAAGUCGAAGCGAAGUGUUGUCAGGCGGAUCCGCCCCUCUGGAGAGGCACCCAUGGCCUCUAGCAGCCGUCCAUCCAGUGCACGGAAUUCUGCUGCAACGAGCUUUGAGCAGGCAUCUGUGCCCCAAGGGGGACAAAGUCUUUUCGCCGAACUUGCCGAACUGGAAGGUGGCGAAGAAGAUGAAGAGACUGUCGCAACUUCUCCCGCUUCAACACCACGCAUGGUGCCUAUAUCAAGCUCUCGCCGCCCCUCUGAUGCCAUGCUAGACUCACCUAGUAGGCCUGUCAUGAUUGAUUCUGGUGUGAUGACCGAUCCUUGGCAGCCUGACGCUCCAGUCGGCGUUGCAGCCAUCGGUGGAGCUGUUGUUGGAGCUGCUGUUGGAGUUGCCGCUUCCGACCUUCCAACCACUCCACGGAGAGAUGUCGCAACUGGAGACAGGGAGCUUACUACUGAAGAACAGCAAACCCCCAAAAUGGUCAGCUCAGGAACGGAAUGGACACCUCGUAAACCUUCGGCGUUGGAUGACGAUCAUUUGUCGAAUGUUCCUACACCACCAAAGAUGGUUUGGGACGAACGCUCUGUUGGGACCCAGCAAGUCGAGGCGGGUAUCCAAGCCGAGCCUGACCUACCGGAAUUGGGCAUGGCGACGAUCGCAUCCCAAGAAAUUCUCCCCUCAUUACCCAAAUGGCCACAAUUGGGUGUUGCAUACUUCCCUGGGGGGGCUACCAAGCCCGUGGAGCACAUCCUUCCUGUACCAGAGAUACCGCUACUGGAUGUCUCUUCCAUCGCUUCGCAGUCUACCGAGCCCGUGGAGCACAAUCCUCCUGUGCCAGAACUCCCAGAACUGCUUGUCUCUUCAAUCUCUUCACAAUCCACUGAGCCUGUAGUUGCAACGGUCUCUGAGCCUAUCAUCCCAGUCGAGUCUGUGCGAGAAUUGCCUGAACUUUCUUUGUCCUCUCUCUUCACUUACUCGACCGAGCCCGUGAAGGCACAACUUUCAGAGCCUGAGCCUAUCAUCCCAGUUGAGCCUGUGCGAGAAUUGCCUGAAAUUUCCUUAUCUUCUCUCUUCACUUACUCUACCGAGCCCGUUAAGGCGCAACUUCCAGAGCCUGAGCCUAUAUCUAUACCUCUGCCAGUCGAUGAGGAAAUGCCCAUUCCCGAAGUCGGAAUGUCCUCGAUCUCUUCGCAGCAUACUGAGCCCGUUGUGCCGCAACUACCAGAGCCUAUCCCCGAACCUGAGCCGGCUGUCAUCCCAGAGCCUGAGCCGAUGGUAAAGGAGGUACAUCUUCCCGAGCUGGGGAUGUCCCUGAUCAAUUCGCUGCAUACUGAGCCCACCAUGCCACAGCUCCCGGAGCCUGUCCCAGAACCUGAGCCUUCACAACUGGAGAUCUCCUGGCUAGAUCCAUCUUUCACGGAACCUGUCACACCUAAAGUGGUUGAAAUACCUCCUCAUCCAAUUCCUUCUUUUGCUACCCUGCGUCCUGUUGAAACUGAACCAGUCAAAUUCGUACCAUUUGAAGCCCCUCCCCCACCAAUUUCCUCUCUUGCUUCUCUGCACUCUGUCCAAACGGAACCAGUCAAGUCUCUACCACGCGUGAUUCCUUCAAUGGUCGAAUUUGGUAUCCAAACAGACCCUGCGGAAGAGCCCAAGGCUGCUGGUGCGGCCGUAGCUGUGUACGAAGAUGAACCUAACGAGGUAGCUCGAAGCCGUGCUAGCACUACCACUAGCACUAGUGAACGACGUGCCAGCGCAGGUUUGGCUCUUAAUGAUAUUACUGGCAACUCGUUGCAAAGACAACCAGUCAGCUCGGUCAACACAGAUCAGGGAUCGCAAACCAUCCUCUCCUCCAAGCAGAUUGACCAGAUUCUUAUGGAUCGUGAUUCUGUUCGUCCUGCCUCUUCUGCUGAUAGCAAAUACUCAAGGGAGAUGGCAGCAGUUGCCGUCACCGCUGCGUCACCAUUCGCAACCCCUAAGCUUCGACCCCGUCCUCAACAGCAGUCGUCAGCCAAAUCUUCCGCGUCCAUCCGGCGACCAGACACUGCCACUAGCCAGAUGUCUUCCUCAAGUGCUCACCCUCCACUGCCCACUGAUCACCGUGAGGCAAUCUUGGCUGCUGAAAAGAAAUCUAUCGACGUACCACCAGCAUCACCUGGCGUGAUGGGACCUCCCCUUGCACCGGCCUCUGCUUAUCGCAUGAAUGCGCAAACGGCCCCACGAACUCCCAAUGAACAAGGCGGGCGUGCUGGAUCAGCACGGACUGUUUCUACUCAACCACGCAUGCGCAGAGGAAGCCAGAGCCAGAUGUCAAGGCGGUCAUCCGUGUCAUCAUUCGCAUCGGAGCUGGAGGAGCGGUUCAAUAUGAACCCCCAUGCUGGACCUAUGCCCAAUGGAUACGGACCCAACACCGAUCCUCGCAUGAUCCAGGCCAUCACUCAAACCAUGAUUGGUGAGUUCCUCUGGAAAUACACGCGGAAGACCGGCUCAUCCGACAUGUCAAACACUCGGCAUCGUCGGUACUUCUGGGUUCACCCGUACACGCGUACCUUAUACUGGAGUGAAAAGGAUCCUCAGACCGCUGGAAAGAGUGAGCUUCGAACCAAGAGUAUUCCCAUCGAGGCUGUGCGAGUGGUUGCAGAUGACAACCCGUAUCCUCCAGGCCUCCAUUGCAGAAGCUUGGAGGUCGUUAGUCCUGGGCGUCGACUUCGAUUUACUGCCAGUACCAGCCAAAGACAUGAGACUUGGUACAAUGCCUUGACAUAUCUCCUAACAAGAGAGGACAGUGGUCACUGUGAGGAUCACGAUAGUGUGACUCUGGAUGAUAUCGAUGAGUUUAAUCCAGGCUUCCGGUCUGGGUCUCGCCAGACAGCCCGGAUGUCUCUCUCAUCUUACAACAGCCGUACACUCCGUCCACCCCCCAAGCGAGCAACUUCAGCCAUGUCCAUGCGGUCCACAGGGACGCCCGGGCGUGCUUCACCUGCCCUUAGCUCUCCGGUUCCCAACUCGUCUUUGCAGGUCCCCGAAGAGCGUCAGCGCUCAUCAUCCCGACUUAGCACCAUCCUCACUAGUUCAAUCCGUGGAUCGAUUGCUAGCAUGAAGGGCCGCAAUGGCCAGGCUUCGAGUGUGCAUAAUGGAAGCAUCCAUGCCCAGGACAGCAUCGAAGAUUUCGCACAUGCAGCGGAGGAAGAAGAUCGGCUUGAAAACGUCCGUGCUUGCUGCGAUGGCAAACACGACGUUGGCUCGCUCUCCCGCACCAGUCGCUACAGCCCCCGGGUUGAUCGCAGCCACUCUCACCACCACUAA